Messenger RNA from Laetiporus sulphureus 93-53, 1071 nucleotides. RefSeq lists its product as uncharacterized. NCBI's taxonomy places the organism in Eukaryota, Fungi, Basidiomycota, Agaricomycetes, Polyporales, Laetiporaceae. Gene Ontology annotation, cellular component: membrane; signal peptidase complex. The transcript has 4 exons. The record is from RefSeq and is a predicted model, not a curated record. Gene Ontology annotation, biological process: protein targeting to ER. The coding region runs from base 253 to 966 and encodes 237 amino acids.
AGCCCCUGCUUCGCCUUCCACUGCCGUCACCCUAAGCGACCUUGAACACAGUCUAAGCGGUCCACCAGGCUGCCGUGUGGCAUAGAUAUCCCUUAAAAACCUCCCUGGCCCCGAAUUCCCCCUCUGCAUACGAUAUCUCUCACCGCCAAUCACCCAGCGCGCUCGGCGAUACUGCGUUCACAUCUGGCCACCGCCGGUCCCAAUCCCAACGAGCCUUGAACCGAGACGGAUAGUCGAUAACGCGUCCCAAGCAUGUCCCCACGACAGCGAAAAACCGCGAACGGCGGGCCCAGCCUGAGUCCCAGCCGAAGCGUCGAAUCUGACUCCGACAGGGCAGACGAGGUCCGGAGCGUCAUCGCGAGUGCGUUGCAGCCCUCGUUAGAAGAGCGCGACGUCGUGAAGGUGAACAAUGCGAGCGUGACGGAGAUGAAGCAUGCGUGCGAUGAUGCGCUGAAAAGGUUCCUCUCACGACCAGAACUCUUCAAGCAAAUAUAUACCCACACGGACAUCCGGCUAGCCCUCGGGUGGGCAAGCGUCUUCGUUGCAGCGGGCACUGCGCUGUACGGCUACCGAGUUGAAUUUGAAAAGAGCAAGCCCGGCGUGUGGGCAGGUCUCAUCCUAUAUAUCCUAUUGACAACCAUCCAAACAUUGUAUGCAUACCUCAUCGAGGGGGACAUCGUCUUCGUCGGUAAACGGAAAACAUUCGCCAAGCGGAUUGUCACCGAGCGGAUAACGCUCAGUUCCACGAGCACGCCCUCGACGUCCAAGUCUCCACCAGCACAUGCGCUCUCUGUAUCGUACGUCCGCUCCACGUCCGGAGGCAAGUCGCUUCUCGGCCGGGGGCGCGAAAAGGCCGAGCGGGGAUACAACACGUUCUUUGACGAGAAUGGCGUGAUGGACCAGGAAGGGUUCGAGCGGUGGGUCGCGGAGCUUGUCGGGCGCGUGAUGGAGGAGAAGGGCGAGUGACUGCAGGUCCAGUGAUGCGCGGGUGGCCCACCUUGGAUUGUGGCUAUAUGCUGUCGGUUUUGUAUGGUACGUGUAUGGGUCUAUAGUGUAGCUAAUCUACGGAAG